Messenger RNA from Phlebotomus papatasi, 725 nucleotides. It is a transcript of the gene Spase22-23, whose product is annotated as signal peptidase complex subunit 3. Gene Ontology annotation, biological process: protein targeting to ER. The transcript is spliced from 3 exons. Lineage: Eukaryota; Metazoa; Arthropoda; Insecta; Diptera; Psychodidae. Bases 108 to 647 code for a protein of 179 amino acids. The record is from RefSeq and is a predicted model, not a curated record. Gene Ontology annotation, cellular component: membrane; signal peptidase complex.
GUGGCCGUCGAAGCGUCUCAAGGUGUCAGCGAAUGGGAGAAAACAAAUUGUCUGACGUGUCGGAAAAUUGUAGUUAAAAUCACAUUUUUAUUGAAUUUAGCAGCAAAAUGCAUACAGUUCUCACUCGUGGAAAUUCCAUCCUUGCCUAUUCUCUCAGUGUUUUGGCUUGUUUAACUUUUUGCUGCUUCCUAUCGACAGUUUUUCUCGACUACCGGACAACAGCUGUAAUCAACACCAAUAAAGUCAUUGUUAAAAAUGUCCCGGACUACAGUUCCUCGCGUGAAGUUCGCGACUUGGGCCACUUAACAUUCGAUUUGCAUACGGAUCUCACAAAUCUGUUCAAUUGGAAUGUUAAGCAGCUCUUCCUCUAUCUCACUGCGGAGUACAAGACUCCGGAGAAUGAGCUGAAUCAGGUGGUUUUGUGGGACAAAAUCAUCCUUCGCGGUGAAAAUGCCGUGCUGGACUUCUCCAACAUGCACACAAAGUACUACUUCUGGGAUGACGGAAAUGGCCUCAAGGGUCACCAGAAUGUCACAUUAACCCUUUCGUGGAAUAUUAUUCCAAAUGCUGGUCUCCUGCCCAGAAUAUUUGCCAUCGGCCAGUAUUCAUUUAAAUUCCCUCAGACUUAUACCAUGUCUCCGGUGUAGGAUCGUUCCGGAUGAUUGGGAGAAAUGCAGUUGUAUUCUAUCUAACAGCUGUUGAAUAAAAUCUUAAUUCCAAUUCCA